AACACAGUGUUGUACAACGACGGGCGGCCUCAGCUGAUCUGUUAGUCACCGAUAUGUUGUUGUUGAAUAAGCUUCCCAGGAUAACGCAACUGCUCAUAAGAGAUUCAAAGGAUCAGCGAGGAAUCUGGGGAUAUGUGGCCGUCGCCUUCAAUCAGGUGGAUGCAGAGCGUCUGGCAAAAGUCGGUGCGAAUCGGCUCUGCGCCGAGUGGAUUGUGAAGAACGGAGGUGGUGUUCGUUUUGUUGAGAAUCCCACUAAGCUUUGGAAGGAUUACAACUCACUUCCAGCAGAAAAUACUCAAUUCUACAUCAAAGUCGUGGAUGCAUCGAAUUCAUCAAUUAUGAAAAUUGGUCUUGAUCAUUUGAAGGGCUGUAAAAACAUCGAUACGGUCAUCUUACACAAUUGCAAGCACUUGGAGAAUGAGGGUUUGGAGGGACUUCAUCACAUCAGUAAUUCACUGGAGCGAUUGCAGGUUUCCGGCUGCUACAACAUCACCGAUUCCGGCCUCGCUGAUAUUGGGGGACUCAAAAACCUGCGACAACUCGUCAUCUUCGACAUGAUUUUUGUCAAGAACAUGGAGGAAGUGGCCGCCAGCCUGAAGAAACAACUUCCGAACUGUGACAUUAAGGCCACUAAACUAGGCGUUACGUUGAAGCCUAAAUAGACCAGAUUUAGUAAAUAAAUAGCUGGUAGACCCAAAACAUGUACAAUGGGUGAAACUUUCACUUUGUAUCCGGUAAUUGUUUUUAAGAUUACUAGUCAAAACUAAUAAAGAAAAUUAUUGCAUUGAACAAAA
This is a messenger RNA of Drosophila eugracilis, 794 nucleotides long. Its product is annotated as ATP synthase subunit s, mitochondrial. Lineage: Eukaryota; Metazoa; Arthropoda; Insecta; Diptera; Drosophilidae. The transcript has a single exon. The coding region runs from base 54 to 662 and encodes 202 amino acids. The record is from RefSeq and is a predicted model, not a curated record.